AUGCCUCGAGACAGUCUGAUCACCUCUGAGAAUGACAUUGAAAUUGGACUGGAAUUUACAGGGGACGAGGAUGACGUUUUCACUGUUCAAGACGAACUUGAGAGAGAAGAACGCAGAAGAAAAAGAAGGGAUGGUGACAGGGAAAAGAAAAAGAGGGGAAAUAGGAGGAGAAAGGGAGCAUCUAGAGCAGGAGAAGGGGAAGAUGAAUUACAGGCCAGGCCUGAGAAAACAGAGAGGGGUAGGAGAAGGAGAGCAAGGAAUGAUCAAGAAGCAGAAGGAAGAGUGAGGGACGAAGAGGGGCAGGCCAAAAUAAAAAGUGGUAAGGUGGCAAAAACGCGGAAGAAUAUCAGAAAUGAAGAAACAAGAAAAAUGGAGCAGGAGGAGGGAGAACCUGAAGAAAGAAAUGCCAAGGGAAAAAAGAAACACAGAAGUGCCAAAAAUGAAGAGAAAGAAGAGGAAGGAGGUAAACGUACAGUAAAGAAGGAAGCACAGAAAGUGAAGAAGAAAAAACACAACAAAGUAGUUGAAACAAGUUCAGAGCAGGAGACAAGUGAGGAAGAUGACAAAGAAGAAGAGGACAAUGAGGAGAAAGAGUUGAGGCCAGAGUCUCUGUCACCAGAGGAGCUGGAGAAGCUGAAGGAGGCAGUUGAGGAGAGGAAGAAACUGAUCCAAGGUCUGAGGGGGAAACCUUGGCCAAUGAAAAAGAAACUUGUAACUUUACGAGAGUCUCAGGAGUUUGUGGAGAAGUAUGAGGGAGCUUUGGGGAAAGGGAAAGGCAGGAAGCUCUAUGCAUACAAGGUCAUGAUGACCAAGAAAUGGAUGAAGUUUCAACGGGACUUUGAAAACUUUAAAACUGCCUGCAUUCCAUGGGAAAUGAAAAUCAAGGACAUUGAAAGUCAUUUUGGCUCCUCAGUUGCCUCUUACUUUAUCUUCCUGAGGUGGAUGUAUGGAAUCAACAUGAUCUUGUUUGGUCUGACCUUUGGCUUGGUUAUGGUGCCAGAGGCAUUAAUGGGGCGGCCCUAUGGCAGCAUCCCAAGAAAGACUGUCCCCAGGGCUGAGGAGGCCAGUGCCAUGGACUUUGCUGUCCUUUGGGACUUUGGAGGUUACGCUCAGUAUUCAGUCCUCUUCUACGGGUACUACAACAGCCAGCGUGCCAUUGGCUGGCUCAAGUUUCGUAUGCCUCUGUCAUACUUCCUGGUUGGUGUGGGAACAGUGGCCUAUAGCUAUAUGGUGGUCAUAAGAACGAUGGCCCGUAAUGCAAAUGAGUCGGGAGUUGGAGAUGAUAACAGCUUUAAUUUCAGUUGGAAAAUGUUCACGAGCUGGGACUACCUGAUAGGAAACACUGAAACAGCAGACAAUAAGUUUGCCUCCAUAACCACCAGUUUCAAGGAGGCAAUCUUGGAGGAGCAAGAGAGCCACAAGGAUGACAACAUCCAUCUGACUCGUUUUCUCCGUGUGCUGGCCAACUUCCUGGUCUUAUGCUGCUUAGCAGGAAGUGGAUACCUCAUCUACUUUGUAGUGCGUCGCUCUCAGAAGUUUGCCCUUGAUGGACUGGAUAGUCACAGCUGGUGGGAGAGGAAUGAGGUGAACAUGGUCAUGUCAUUGCUGGGGAUGUUCUGCCCCAUGUUGUUUGACGUCAUCAGCACCCUGGAGAACUACCACCCUCGUGUUGCCCUGCAGUGGCAGCUGGGUCGCAUCUUUGCCCUCUUCCUUGGAAAUCUCUACACCUUCAUCAUUGCACUCAUGGAUGAGAUCAACCUCAAAAGGGAAGAGGAAAAGAUAGUAAAGUUUAAUAUAACCACGUGGGAAGCCAGUCUUUACAAUGGUACAAUAUCCGAAAACAGCACUGCUCCACCCAACACUAUCCACCCUGCUGAUAUGCCCAGAGGGCCCUGCUGGGAAACCAUGGUGGGGCAGGAGUUUGUCCGGCUGAUCAUAUCUGAUACUAUGACAACCUACAUCACACUGCUAAUUGGUGAUUUCCUGAGAGCUGUGCUUGUUCGCUUUCUCAACUACUGCUGGUGUUGGGACCUUGAGGCCGGAUUUCCGUCCUACUCUGAAUUUGAUGUCAGUGGCAAUGUCCUGGGUCUGAUCUUCAAUCAAGGAAUGAUAUGGAUGGGUGCUUUCUAUGCUCCCUGCCUGCCUGCCUUGAACGUCCUCCGGCUCCAUGUGUCCAUGUACCUGCAGUGCUGGGCUGUGAUGUGCUGUAAUGUGCCUCAGGAAAGAGUCUUCAAGGCCUCUGGCUCCAAUAACUUCUACAUGGCCAUGCUGCUGGUCAUCCUUUUCCUUUCCACUCUUCCUGCCAUCUACACUAUCGUCACUAUCCCCCCUUCCUUUGACUGCGGACCCUUCAGUGGGAAAAAACGUAUGUUUGAUGUGAUCCAAGAGACUCUUGAGUCGGACUUCCCUGCCUGGUUUGGUAAAGUGUUCAGCUAUGCCUCUAACCCUGGACUGGUGCUACCCUUCAUAUUGCUUAUGGUACUGGCCAUUUAUUACUUGCAAUCCACAUCCAAAAGCUACAAAGAAGCCAAUGUGGAUCUUAAGAAAAAACUACAAACGCAAAAUGAGGAGAACAAGAAGAAGAACAAACAAGCAGCACUGAAGGCACAAAUGGAUCUAGAGGAGGCCAGACAAGCUACAUCAUCACAGGCUGAACAGCAACAAAAGAACAACAACGCUUCACGACAAGACCAAGAGGAUGAGGAAAAAUACCAGGGCAGUAGUCAGCGGGUAUAUCAUGGUAAGAAUGGACGCAACCCUGCUACUCAGCUUAGAGACCAAGAGCGCCAUCUUCCAGCCACCAGAGUCCCUGUCCCCAGGACCUAUCACCAUGGAGACCACGGAGCUCCUGGGUACCUGCCCGGUUUCCCUCGGCAAAGUGAACUCAGGAUGCACAGGGAGCCAAGCCUGCAGAGACACUGAGGGACAUGGAUGUCUGACUUCUGAUCAUCUGAUACCUGCAUGGCCAUAUCCAGUGUCCCAGUAGCUGAAUCUGCUCUGCACUGGACACUGAGUGGUCCUGUCAUCAUUAACCUGCCAUUUAGUUGACCUGUCAGCCAAAUGUAAAAGUAAUGCUGUUGUCUCAUUAGUUAAACUUGAUUGUGAUUCAAAAUCUUGUUUAACUGAAAUUUAAGAUGUGUGCAAUGUAAGGGUUGUCACUGAGAAAUAAAAAUUUGUGUCUAAACCAUUU
Micropterus dolomieu (smallmouth bass) is the source of this 3190-nucleotide messenger RNA. It is a transcript of the gene tmc1, whose product is annotated as transmembrane channel-like 1. The coding region runs from base 1 to 2922 and encodes 973 amino acids. Gene Ontology annotation, biological process: detection of mechanical stimulus involved in sensory perception of sound; vestibular reflex. The transcript is spliced from 21 exons. The record is from RefSeq and is a predicted model, not a curated record. Lineage: Eukaryota; Metazoa; Chordata; Actinopteri; Centrarchiformes; Centrarchidae. Gene Ontology annotation, cellular component: plasma membrane. Gene Ontology annotation, molecular function: mechanosensitive monoatomic ion channel activity.